CUUUAAUUUGUCCAACAGCAACAGCUAGUCGCUCGUUUCAGCAUUCCGUUUCUCUCUCUCUCUCUCUCUCUCUCUCUAAUGGCUCAGGAGAUUCGAUACUUCCAAUUGAAUACCGGAGCUAAAAUUCCGUCGGUCGGCCUUGGCACUUGGCAGUCCGAACCCGGCCUCGUCGGCCACGCUGUUGAAACAGCAAUCAAGAAUGGAUACCGUCACAUUGACUGUGCUCGAGCUUAUAACAAUGAGAAGGAGAUUGGGUUGGUUCUGAAGAAGCUGUUUGAUGAUGGAGUUGUAAAGAGGGAAGAUUUGUUUAUUACCUCUAAACUCUGGUCUAGAGACCAUGCUCCUGAAGAUGUACCUGUUGGACUGAACAAAACGCUGGAAGAAUUGCAGCUUGACUAUGUUGAUUUGUACCUCAUUCAUUGGCCAGUGCGGUUGAAGAAGGACUCUGUUGGCUUUGCUCCCGAAAACCUUAUACCUACUGAUAUUCCUGGCACAUGGAAGGCGAUGGAAGCGCUAUAUGAUUCUGGUAAGGCCAGAGCUAUUGGGGUUAGCAACUUCUCCGUGAAAAAGUUGGGUGAUCUGUUGGAUGUAGCCCGUAUUCCUCCUGCUGUCGAUCAAGUGGAAUGCCAUCCUUCAUGGCAGCAGGCCAAAUUGAGAGAAUUUUGUAAAUCCAAAGGAAUUCACUUAUCUGGAUAUUCACCGUUGGGUUCUCCUGGCACAUCGUGGCUCAAGAGCGAAGUGCUCCAGCACCCUGUUUUAGUUUCUAUUGCUAAAAAUCUAGGCAAGAGUCCUGCACAGAUUGCUUUGAGGUGGGGUUUGCAGAUGGGUCACAGUGUACUCCCAAAAAGCACUAAUGAAACAAGGAUCAAAGAGAAUUUUGACAUCUUUAGUUGGUCUAUACCGGAUGACUUAUUUUCCAAAUUCUCUGAAAUCGAGCAGGCAAGAUUGGUUAGAGGCACUUUUGCUGUCCACGAAACACUCAGCCAGUACAGAACAGUUGAAGAACUGUGGGACGGCGAGAUUUGAGUGAGCUCAGACAAAUUAAUGGGGUUGGUUGCUUAUCUGUGCUAAGACUUAUGAACUUAGUCAUGUUUUUUAAUCAGUCCAUAUGUUAUAUAUUUAGUGCAUGAAAUGUGAACUGUGCUUGUCCAAACGGCAGGAGACCUUAUAUAAGAACCUAUUGUUUUA
Messenger RNA from Salvia hispanica, 1188 nucleotides. RefSeq names its product NADPH-dependent aldo-keto reductase, chloroplastic-like. NCBI's taxonomy places the organism in Eukaryota, Viridiplantae, Streptophyta, Magnoliopsida, Lamiales, Lamiaceae. Gene Ontology annotation, molecular function: oxidoreductase activity. The record is from RefSeq and is a predicted model, not a curated record.